Messenger RNA from Coccinella septempunctata (seven-spotted ladybird), 1161 nucleotides. It is a transcript of the gene opm, whose product is annotated as transmembrane emp24 domain-containing protein 5. Lineage: Eukaryota; Metazoa; Arthropoda; Insecta; Coleoptera; Coccinellidae. The transcript has a single exon. Gene Ontology annotation, biological process: intracellular protein transport; Golgi organization; endoplasmic reticulum to Golgi vesicle-mediated transport. The coding region runs from base 102 to 782 and encodes 226 amino acids. The record is from RefSeq and is a predicted model, not a curated record. Gene Ontology annotation, cellular component: COPII-coated ER to Golgi transport vesicle; endoplasmic reticulum; endoplasmic reticulum-Golgi intermediate compartment.
AACAUUUCCCUAACCAACAAAAAACGAUGAUGAGUUGAUAAAGAAAUGAUAAUUUUCAAAUUAUGUAGAUAGUAAGAAGGUGAAAUUAAGUAGUAUUAAUAAUGAAGUCUUUAGUCUUUCUUCUACUUUGUUUCCUCAAAAUUGUAACCUGUAUAGAAAUGGAAUUAACAAUUAGUAUCGAUGCCGGAAAAGAAGAUUGCUAUUUCCAUUCAACAAAAACAGGAGAUGUAAUUGAUAUUGAAUAUCAAGUCCUAGAUGGUGGACAUGGUGAUUUAGAUAUAACUUUCCAUUUAGCGGAUCCGAAUGGUAGAAUAUUAGUGGCAGAUUACAAGAAAUCCGAAAAUAACCAUCGAGUAGACGCUGCAAUGGAUGGGGAUUUCAAGUUUUGCUUCGACAAUACUUUCAGUUCCUUCAACACGAAAACGGUGUUCUUCGAACUUAUAAUAGAAAAUGAUGAUAAUAGUGAAUGGGGAAAGGAAGAACUCAACUUCCAAGGAUUAAACGAGCAAUAUGAAGUGACGAUCGAUGAUGUUCAGGAAAGAAUAAAUACAGUUCGCACAAACUUGAAUAAAAUCAGACACUUUCAAGAUCAAUUCAAAUCUUUGGAAGUGAGGGACCGAAAUGUAAUAGAGGAGGUGUUCUUUUUCGUGAACGCUUAUUCUUUUUUGCAGCUUGUUAUCAUGAGUGUCGUUGGUUUGGUACAAGUAAUAAUGAUUAAGAGCUUAUUUGAUGAAUCAUCAAAGGUGCAUAUUUUAUGGAAACAUAUUGGGUUGUCAAAGUGAGGUUUUCCUUUGUAAUAGAAAAUUAUGAGCAAUAUUGUAAAAUGUGAUUUUGGAGGGAUUGUUUUAAAUUAUAUUAAUUUUAUUAUUCUAAUUAAAUCUUAAAUCAAUCACAACUAUGUGCCAGUAUGCAUGAAUUAACAUUUACUCAAUUUUUUUUCGACUGAAUGAAUAUGUGAUGAAAUAACUCUUAAACCAAAGUCAAAUGUUACUUUUUUCCUCAAGUAUAUCAAGUUUUUGGUAGGAAAAUGGUAUUGUGAAUACUAAACGUAGAAGGAUUGGCAAAUUUUUGGUGAUCAACGUCAAUAGUGUGCAUUGUGUGUCAUUUAUUUAAUUUAUGUGAUUAUUUUGUUUGUUCAAUUUGAAUAAAGCAAAAACCGAC